Messenger RNA from Didymosphaeria variabile, 882 nucleotides. RefSeq lists its product as uncharacterized. The transcript has a single exon. The record is from RefSeq and is a predicted model, not a curated record. NCBI's taxonomy places the organism in Eukaryota, Fungi, Ascomycota, Dothideomycetes, Pleosporales, Didymosphaeriaceae. The coding region runs from base 1 to 882 and encodes 293 amino acids.
AUGGCCACCACCACCACCCAGCUGCCCAUAAUAACCCCGCGCCAGCCCGCCCUCUCCCAGCGACCUAGACUCCGCCUCGACACCCAGCAGCAUCGCACCUUUGGCAAAGGCUCCAGCCUGCGUCUCGACACUCUGAGCGCCGUCUCGCCCACCGCCCGCAACACCUUCUCCAACGCCUACGAGCCCCCGGCCUCUGCUGCACCGGCCACUGGUCGCCCAUCCAAACUGCGUCUGUCUAUAGACAGCAGCUGCAACGCCCCAAACAGCGCAUCUACACCCAGCUCAGCAUCGACACUAUCAUCCGCCCUCACUUCGGCUUCUACCGACUCUGCCACCUCCAUCGUUCCAUACAAGCAACCGCACAACGUCCGCUCCAUACUCUCCAACGGUCCGAAUCCACGCAAAAUGGCCACUGCAAGGCCACUGUUCCCGGCUGAAAAGCGCGUGUCUUUCCGCACACCACUAGAAGAGGAGAUCAAGACUGUGAAGUUUACACUGGCGCAUUCGGACAUCGAGUCUUCAGUCUCGACCGUCUCGUCGCUCGCAACGACUCCAUCGGAAGAGUCAGAAACUAGCACAACCUUGUCAAUCAACACAAAGACUAUUUCUACCGCAUCGCCUUCGCUAUCCAUCCCGUCAUCCUCAUCAGCCUCUCCAUUUGCCUCGUUGCAAACCUCGCCUCGGCCCAGAGGUCCACGCGCGGGUGACAAGCGCGACUCUUCCGAAUCUGACAGCGAUUCUUGUCCCGAGACACCCGUAGCGGGGCGGCGCAAACGGAGAAGAGACUGGAGAUGGACACUUGGCCCGCUUCCGUCCGACAAGUCGACUUCGUCGUCGUCGUCAGCGUCAACAAGCGUGGCAACGAGCGAAGAUAGCAAUUAA